AUGGAAAACACCAAAUUGGGUGUGGCCGUGAGGCUGGUGAAUGGAGGUGACAGGUGUCAGGGCCGCGUGGAGGUCCUGUAUCAAGGCUCCUGGGGCACCGUGUGUGACGACGGCUGGGACACCAAUGAUGCCAAUGUGGUCUGCAGGCAGCUGGGCUGUGGCUGGGCCUUGUCGGCCUCAGGAAGUGCCCAGUUUGGUCAGGGCUCAGGGCCGAUUGUCCUGGAUAACGUGCGCUGCUCAGGAAAUGAGACCCACCUGUGGAGCUGCCCCCACAAUGGCUGGAACUCCCACAACUGUGGACACAGCGAGGACGCCAGUGCCAUCUGCUCAGGUGGGUCUCACAUAAUCUGUCCUCAGGACGUCUUCCUUCACGAGACACAGGGGAGUGACUUUUCCUGUCUCUUUCCAGAAACCAAAUCGGGUGUGGCUGUGAGGUUGGUGAAUGGAGGUGACAGGUGCCAGGGCCGAGUGGAGGUCCUGUACCAAGGCUCCUGGGGCACCGUGUGUGACGACGACUGGGACACCAAUGAUGCCAAUGUGGCCUGUGGGCAGCUGGACUGUGGCUGGGCCUUGUCGGCCCCAGGAAGUGCCCAUUUUGGUCUGGGCUCAGGGCCGAUUGUCCUGGAUAACGUGCGCUGCUCAGGAAAUGAGACCCACCUGUGGAGCUGCCCCCACAAUGGCUGGAACUCCCACAACUGUGGACACGGCGAGGACGCCAGUGCCAUCUGCUCAGAAACCAAAUUGGGUUUGGCUGUGAGCCUGGUGAAUGGAGGUGACAGGUGCCAGGGCCGGGUGGAGGUCCUGUACCAAGGCUCCUGGGGCACCGUGUGUGACGAUGACUGGGACACCAAUGAUGCCAAUGUGGUCUGCAGGCAGCUGGGUUGUGGCUGGGCCUUGUCGGCCCCAGGAAGUGCCCAUUUUGGUCAGGGCUCAAGGCCGAUUGUCCUGGAUAACGUGCGCUGCUCAGGAAACGAGACCCACCUGUGGAGCUGCCCCCACAAUGGCUGGAACUCCCACAACUGUGGAUACGGCGAGGACGCCAGUGCCAUCUGCUCAGAAACCAAAUCGGGUGUGGCCGUGAGGUUGGUGAAUGGAGGUGACAGGUGUCAGGGCCGGGUGGAGGUCCUGUACCAAGGCUCCUGGGGCACCGUGUGUGACGACGACUGGGACACAAAUGAUGCCAAUGUGGCCUGUGGGCAGCUGGGCUGUGGCUGGGCCUUGUCGGCCCCAGGAAGUGCCCGGUUUGGUCAGGGCUCAGGGCCGAUUGUCCUGGAUAACGUGCGCUGCUCAGGAAAUGAGACCCACCUGUGGAGCUGCCCCCACAAUGGCUGGAACUCCCACAACUGUGGACACGGCGAGGACGCCAGUGCCAUCUGCUCAGAAACCAAAUCGGGUGUGGCUGUGAGGCUGGUGAAUGGAGGUGACAGGUGCCAGGGCCGGGUGGAGGUCCUGUACCAAGGCUCCUGGGGCACCGUGUGUGAUGAUGACUGGGACACCAAUGAUGCUAAUGUGGCCUGCAGGCAGCUGGGUUGUGGCUGGGCCUUGUCGGCCCCAGGAAGUGCCCGGUUUGGUCAGGGCUCAGGGCCCAUUGUCCUGGAUCAUGUGCGCUGCUCAGGAAAUGAGACCCACCUGUGGAGCUGCCCCCACAAUGGCUGGAACUCCCACAACUGUGGACACGGCGAGGACGCCAGUGCCAUCUGCUCAGAAGGAUUCUGAAUCUCAGUCCGUCCUCAGGACGUCUUCCUUCAGGAGACCCAGGGGAGUGACCUUUCCUGUCUCUUUCCAGAAACCAAAUCGAGUUUGGCCGUGAGGCUGGUGAAUGGAGGUGGUAGGUGCCAGGGCCGGGUGGAGGUCCUGUACCAAGGCUCCUGGGGCACCGUGUGUGACGACGACUGGGACAUCAGUGAUGCCAACGUGUUCUGUAGGCAGCUGGGCUGUGGCCCGGCCUUGUCGGCCCCAGGAAGUGCCCGGUUUGGCCAGGGCUCAGGGCCGAUUGUCCUGGAUAACGUGCGCUGCUCAGGAAACGAGACCUACCUGUGGAGCUGCCCCCACAAUGGCUGGAACUCCCACGACUGUGGACAUGGAGAGGACGCCAGUGCCAUCUGCUCAGUCUUUCCCUGGAAGGAUUCUGAAUCUCAGUCCGUUCUCAGGACGUCUUCCUUCAGGACACGGGGGAGUGACUUUUCCUGUCUCUUUCCAGAAACCAAAUCAGAUUUGGCUUUGAGGCUGGUGAAUGGAGGUGACAGGUGCCAGGGCCGGGUGGAGGUCCUGUACCAAGGCUCCUGGGGCACCGUGUGUGACGAUGACUGGGACAUCAACGCUGCCAAUGUGGUCUGCAGGCAGCUGGGCUGUGGCUGGGCCUUGUCGGCCCCAGGAAGUGCCCGGUUUGGUCAGGGCUCAGGGCCGAUUGUCCUGGAUAACAUGCGCUGCUCAGGAAACGAGACCUACCUGUGGAGCUGCCCCCACAAUGGCUGGAACUCCCACAACUGUGGACACGGCGCGGACGCCAGUGCCAUCUGCUCAGGUGGGUCUCACAUAAGCAGGCCCCCACCUCCUCCGUGGGUGACAACCUUGAUUCUUGACUUUUCCUGUCUCUUUCCAGAAAUCAAAUCGGGUUUGGCCGUGAGGCUGGUGAAUGGAGGUGGUAGGUGCCAGGGCCUGGUGGAGGUCCUGUACCAAGGCUCCUGGGGCACCGUGUGUGACGACGACUGGGACACAAAUGAUGCCAACGUGGUCUGCAGGCAGCUGGGCUGUGGCUGGGCCUUGUCGGCCCCAGGAAGUGCCCGGUUUGGUCAGGGCUCAGGGCCGAUUGUCCUGGAUAACGUGCGCUGCUCAGGAAACGAGACCCACCUGUGGAGCUGCCCCCACAAUGGCUGGAACUCCCACAACUGUGGACACGGCGAGGACGCCAGUGUCAUCUGCUCAGCUUCUCGCUCGACACCCCCUCCUGUGACACCCACAUGGCUCUCCUCUUCUGCUUCAACACAGGGGAGUGACUUUUCCUGUCUCUUUCCAGACACCAAAUUGGGUGUGGCCGUGAGGCUGGUGAAUGGAGGUGACAGGUGCCAGGGCCGGGUGGAGGUCCUGUACCAAGGCUCCUGGGGCACCGUGUGUGACGACGGCUGGGACACCAAUGAUGCCAAUGUGGUCUGCAGGCAGCUGGGCUGUGGCUGGGCCUUGUCGGCCCCAGGAAGUGCCCAUUUUGGUCAGGGCUCAGGGCCAAUUGUCCUGGAUAACGUGCGCUGCUCAGGAAACGAGACCCACCUGUGGAGCUGCCCCCACAAUGGCUGGAACUCCCACAACUGUGGACACGGCGAGGACGCCAGUGCCAUCUGCUCAGGUGGGUCUCACAUAAUCUGUCCUCAGGACGUCUUCCUUCACGAGACACAGGGGAGUGACUUUUCCUGUCUCUUUCCAGAAACCAAAUCGGGUGUGGCUGUGAGGUUGGUGAAUGGAGGUGACAGGUGCCAGGGCCGAGUGGAGGUCCUGUACCAAGGCUCCUGGGGCACCGUGUGUGACGACGACUGGGACACCAAUGAUGCCAAUGUGGCCUGUGGGCAGCUGGACUGUGGCUGGGCCUUGUCGGCCCCAGGAAGUGCCCAUUUUGGUCUGGGCUCAGGGCCGAUUGUCCUGGAUAACGUGCGCUGCUCAGGAAAUGAGACCCACCUGUGGAGCUGCCCCCACAAUGGCUGGAACUCCCACAACUGUGGACACGGCGAGGACGCCAGUGCCAUCUGCUCAGAAACCAAAUUGGGUUUGGCUGUGAGCCUGGUGAAUGGAGGUGACAGGUGCCAGGGCCGGGUGGAGGUCCUGUACCAAGGCUCCUGGGGCACCGUGUGUGACGAUGACUGGGACACCAAUGAUGCCAAUGUGGUCUGCAGGCAGCUGGGUUGUGGCUGGGCCUUGUCGGCCCCAGGAAGUGCCCAUUUUGGUCAGAGCUCAAGGCCGAUUGUCCUGGAUAACGUGCGCUGCUCAGGAAACGAGACCCACCUGUGGAGCUGCCCCCACAAUGGCUGGAACUCCCACAACUGUGGAUACGGCGAGGACGCCAGUGCCAUCUGCUCAGGUGGGUCUCACAUAAUCUGUCCUCAGGACGUCUUCCUUCACGAGACACAGGGGAGUGACUUUUCCUGUCUCUUUCCAGAAACCAAAUUGGGUGUGGCCGUGAGGUUGGUGAAUGGAGGUGACAGGUGUCAGGGCCGGGUGGAGGUCCUGUACCAAGGCUCCUGGGGCACCGUGUGUGACGACGACUGGGACACAAAUGAUGCCAAUGUGGCCUGCGGGCAGCUGGGCUGUGGCUGGGCCUUGUCGGCCCCAGGAAGUGCCCGGUUUGGUCAGGGCUCAGGGCCGAUUGUCCUGGAUAACGUGCGCUGCUCAGGAAAUGAGACCCACCUGUGGAGCUGCCCCCACAAUGGCUGGAACUCCCACAACUGUGGACACGGCGAGGACGCCAGUGCCAUCUGCUCAGGUGGGUCUCACAUAAGCAGGGUUGCCCCAUCCCUGUGGUCACUGCCAAUGCGGGUCCGUCCUCCGGACGUCUUCCUUCACGAGACACAGGGGACUGACUUUUCCUGUCUCUUUCCAGAAACCAAAUCGGGUGUGGCUGUGAGGCUGGUGAAUGGAGGUGACAGGUGCCAGGGCCGGGUGGAGGUCCUGUACCAAGGCUCCUGGGGCACCGUGUGUGAUGAUGACUGGGACACCAAUGAUGCUAAUGUGGCCUGCAGGCAGCUGGGUUGUGGCUGGGCCUUGUCGGCCCCAGGAAGUGCCCGGUUUGGUCAGGGCUCAGGGCCCAUUGUCCUGGAUCAUGUGCGCUGCUCAGGAAAUGAGACCCACCUGUGGAGCUGCCCCCACAAUGGCUGGAACUCCCACAACUGUGGACACGGCGAGGACGCCAGUGCCAUCUGCUCAGAAGGAUUCUGAAUCUCAGUCCGUCCUCAGGACGUCUUCCUUCAGGAGACCCAGGGGAGUGACCUUUCCUGUCUCUUUCCAGAAACCAAAUCGAGUUUGGCCGUGAGGCUGGUGAAUGGAGGUGGUAGGUGCCAGGGCCGGGUGGAGGUCCUGUACCAAGGCUCCUGGGGCACCGUGUGUGACGACGACUGGGACAUCAGUGAUGCCAACGUGUUCUGUAGGCAGCUGGGCUGUGGCCCGGCCUUGUCGGCCCCAGGAAGUGCUCGGUUUGGCCAGGGCUCAGGGCCGAUUGUCCUGGAUAACGUGCGCUGCUCAGGAAACGAGACCUACCUGUGGAGCUGCCCCCACAAUGGCUGGAACUCCCACGACUGUGGACAUGGAGAGGACGCCAGUGCCAUCUGCUCAGCUGCUCGGCCCCAGUCCACACUCAUUCCAUACAUUUGGUACCAGGGGAGUGACUUUUCCUGUCUCUUUCCAGAAACCAAAUCAGAUUUGGCUUUGAGGCUGGUGAAUGGAGGUGACAGGUGCCAGGGCCGGGUGGAGGUCCUGUACCAAGGCUCCUGGGGCACCGUGUGUGACGAUGACUGGGACAUCAAUGAUGCCAAUGUGGUCUGCAGGCAGCUGGGCUGUGGCUGGGCCUUGUCGGCCCCAGGAAGUGCCCGGUUUGGUCAGGGCUCAGGGCCGAUUGUCCUGGAUAACAUGCGCUGCUCAGGAAACGAGAACUACCUGUGGAGCUGCCCCCACAAUGGCUGGAACUCCCACAACUGUGGACACGGCGCGGACGCCAGUGCCAUCUGCUCAGGUGGGUCUCACAUAACUUCCCCAUUCCCCAACCCCCUGCCAUCGUGUGUCCUCAAUGACUUUUCCUGUCUCUUUCCAGAAAUCAAAUCGGGUGUGGCCGUGAGGCUGGUGAAUGGAGGUGGUAGGUGCCAGGGCCUGGUGGAGGUCUUGUACCAAGGCUCCUGGGGCACCGUGUGUGACGACGACUGGGACACAAAUGAUGCCAACGUGGUCUGCAGGCAGCUGGACUGUGGCUGGGCCUUGUCGGCCCCAGGAAGUGCCCGGUUUGGUCAGGGCUCAGGGCCGAUUGUCCUGGAUGAUGUGCGCUGCUCAGGAAACGAGACCCACCUGUGGAGCUGCCCCCACAAUGGCUGGAACUCCCACAACUGUGGACACGGCGAGGACGCCAGUGUCAUCUGCUCAGAAACCAAAUCAGAUUUGGCUGUGAGGCUGGUGAAUGGAGGUGACAGGUGUCAGGGCCGGGUGGAGGUCCUGUACCAAGGUUCCUGGGGCACCGUGUGUGACGACGACUGGGACAUCAAUGCCGCCAACGUGGUCUGCAGACAGCUGGGCUGUGGACCGGCCAUGUCGGCCCGAGGAAGUGCAAGGUUCGGUCAGGGCUCAGGGCCGAUUGUCCUGGACAACGUGCGCUGUUCAGGGCAUGAGACCUACCUGUGGAGCUGCCCCCACAAUGGCUGGAACUCCCACAACUGUGGACACAGCGAGGAUGCCAGUGUCAUCUGCUCAGCUGCCCGGCCCCAGUCCACACUCAUUCCAGAUCUGUCUUUUAUGACAGCUGCUUCCUGUGGGAAGCCUCACAGGGACCCUGCCACCGUGUCAGUGCUUAACAUUCAAGUCCACGGGCCCUGGAGCAAUGUCUACAUCCUGGGUUAA
This is a messenger RNA of Hippopotamus amphibius kiboko, 6582 nucleotides long. Its product is annotated as deleted in malignant brain tumors 1 protein-like. Gene Ontology annotation, cellular component: membrane. The record is from RefSeq and is a predicted model, not a curated record. The transcript has 28 exons. Lineage: Eukaryota; Metazoa; Chordata; Mammalia; Artiodactyla; Hippopotamidae.